UCACAACCUCAACCUCCAUCACCGCACCCGCAUCCACAUUCACAUCCACAGCCGCAGCCGCAUCCGGCCGUCACCGAUCCGUCCUCUCGUCAAGUCCACUCCAGCCGCAACUGCACACCCCCCACGAUGGUCCGAAAGCUCAAAUUCCACGAGCAAAAGCUGCUCAAGAAGGUCGACUUUCUGCAGUGGAAGUCCGAUCAGUCGCUGCAUGAAACCAAGGUGAUGCGCAAAUAUCACAUCCAGAAGCGAGAAGAUUAUAUCAAAUACAACAAAAUCUGUGGACAGAUCCGCAAACUGGCCACCAAGCUGUCCCUUCUGGACCCACACGAUCCCUUCCGCGCAACCAAAACCAAGGCCCUUCUGGACAAGAUGUAUGCGAUGGGGCUGCUGACGGCCAACAAAAACCUCUCGAGCUGCGACAAAAUCACCGUGUCGUCAUUCUGCAGACGCCGGCUACCGAUCGUCAUGGUGCGCCUCAAGAUGGCCGAGACCGUCAAGGAAGCCGUUACGUUUGUCGAGCAGGGUCAUAUCCGUGUUGGCCCGGAGACUGUUACCGAUCCAGCCUACCUCGUGACUCGCAACAUGGAAGACUUUGUGACCUGGGUCGACACCUCCAAGAUCAAGAGGAAGAUUCUCAAAUACAACGAUAAGCUCGACGACUUUGAUUUGCUGUAGCCGCACCCAGUGCCAAUAUACUCAUGCAUUGCACCGA
Polychytrium aggregatum is the source of this 712-nucleotide messenger RNA. RefSeq lists its product as uncharacterized. Gene Ontology annotation, cellular component: Mpp10 complex; small ribosomal subunit; small-subunit processome. Bases 127 to 675 code for a protein of 182 amino acids. Gene Ontology annotation, biological process: rRNA processing. The transcript has 4 exons. NCBI's taxonomy places the organism in Eukaryota, Fungi, Chytridiomycota, Chytridiomycetes, Polychytriales. Gene Ontology annotation, molecular function: rRNA binding; structural constituent of ribosome; snoRNA binding. The record is from RefSeq and is a predicted model, not a curated record.